This is a messenger RNA of Clupea harengus (Atlantic herring), 1599 nucleotides long. It is a transcript of the gene nr0b2a, whose product is annotated as nuclear receptor subfamily 0, group B, member 2a. Gene Ontology annotation, biological process: circadian rhythm; negative regulation of transcription by RNA polymerase II. Gene Ontology annotation, molecular function: transcription factor binding; transcription corepressor activity. NCBI's taxonomy places the organism in Eukaryota, Metazoa, Chordata, Actinopteri, Clupeiformes, Clupeidae. Gene Ontology annotation, cellular component: nucleus; cytoplasm. The record is from RefSeq and is a predicted model, not a curated record.
CUUGGUACUGCCUGGGGGAAUGACUGAGAGGAGGAGAUAGCAAGAGCCCCAACCCUCGCCCUGGAGCAAGACCAUCUGGCAGUUGGCUUUCAUUGAGAAACUCUUAUCACCCCCUAGCACUUGAGCGAAAUCAAUGGUUAAACAGCGGGUUGUUUUUCUAAGAGUGCGAUUACUAUUUGCGGUCAAGGUCCACCUCUUAUACACUAUAAAUUGGCCUGUUGAAUUGGAAAACGACAGUUUACAGCAGGUGCGCAACUGCCAGUCCAACAAAGAGAAUUCCCCUUGGACCAAAACGGUCGGUGGUGCAUGUUGUUUGCUAGAUAUUUGAUGCAGAGUUUCUGUUAUUUUUCGUAUCAAAGGAAUGGAUUACGAGUGCCAUUGCACAGACGACAACAGACAACCAAAUGCUAUUCUUUAUAACAUCCUCCGCCGAACAGAUAAUGGGCCUCUGUACAACAACAUGAACUACACUUUCGCACCGCACAGGUGUCACUGCGAGAUGCGACGGACAGUGUGUUUGAAAACACCUGGCGAGACCUGUAAAACGGCUUCAGACGUGCUGGUUAAAACCAUCAACUUUAUGAAGAGUUUGCCAGCUUUCCACCAGCUUCCACCAAAGGAUCAACUUGCACUCCUCCAGAGUUGUUGGGCGCCUCUGUUCAUUCUUGGUUUGGCUCAGGAAAGGGUGCGCUUCGAGGUUACAGACACCACCGCCGGCAGCAUGCUGAAACAAAUCCUGCUCAACUGUCAUGAAGACACGGACAUGCAGAGGGAGCAGCCCACGCUGGCUGGGGUUAACAUGCUCAAGUCCUGCCUGAAGAAAUUCUGGAGUCUAGAUCUGAGUCCAAAGGAGUAUGCUUAUCUGAAAGGCACCAUGAUAUUUAAUCCUGAUGUUCCUGACCUGAAAGCUGCUCUGUUCAUUGAGGGCUUACAACAGCAGGCCCAGCAUGCGUUGAGAGAAGUCCUUCUGCCGCUUCAUCCCAACGAAAAGGGGCGCUUUGCUCGCAUUCUCCUGACCGCCUCCUCUCUAAAGGCCAUCACACCCAGUCUCAUCACAGAACUCUUCUUCCGGACCGUGAUUGGACAAGCAGACCUUCUAGCACUAUUAGCUGAUAUGCUUUUCAGCAGGUAGCAAGGUGAUAACUAAAUAUAGUUUCUUUUCUUUUCUUUGAAGGGCAUUUAUUUUUCAAGAGCAAUGUCUCGAUUUUCUGAGACACGAGAAUGAGAACUGAGCACUGUUAUUUGGCUUGGUCAGAACAGCUUUACUUGAAAGUAUGAAUGUUGGAUGCUCAGACAAGAUGCAGUUUUUUGCAGUAAAAGAAAGUUGAAUUCACUUUACCCUUCCCUAACAAAUACACUACAGCACAUUUAGAAUUGUUUACAGUCACCAGACCAACAGGAAUUUUACAUGGAAAGUUACAGUUUUUAUUGUUUUGCAUUGUCCUGAUGUGGACAUUUUCACAUAAAGAUUUUAAAUCACAGUGCAACAUACAUUUUUGUGAAAAUAUUGGUAUGCCAACUUUGUAUGAACUGUAAAUAUGUUAGAUUCCUAAAAGUAUCCAAAGUGUUCUGGAAUAAACUAUAUAUUUUUUACUAUAA